UAUUUUCCCCAGACCCGUCUUUACAUUGAUGGAAAAAUGGUUAGUGAACGAGAACAGACUGAUCUUGGCAAGUUUAUCCAGUUUGGAGGCAGUCAGCCAGAUACUUCUAAAUUAUCUAAGCCUGGUCACGGAAAAAUUGCUCAUUUUGGUAAAUCAUUAACAUAUAAUAAAAAAGUUGAAAAG
This is a messenger RNA of Dentiscutata erythropus, 183 nucleotides long. Lineage: Eukaryota; Fungi; Glomeromycota; Glomeromycetes; Diversisporales; Gigasporaceae. The record is from the annotation of a GenBank genome assembly.